CAUAACAUUGGCCACGCGAAUUUCCAAAAUCGUCGAAAGAUUUUCAACUGGUUAAUUAUCGGCAACGCGUUGGCCCGAGGCAGUGAGCUACAACGAGUCUCGGUGCAAGCACAAUAAUUCGGCGUACGUGCUUUAAACCCGUCAAGCUGCCUGCAGUGUCGUAACUUUCAAGCUGUGCACAUUUUUUAAAAUAGUUUCCGCCAGUACUGCAGGAGAAAAAAAAAACGAAGAAAAAAAAGAGAAAAAAUCCGUGCGCGACCGUACACGCAGAGUAGCGAAAAAAAAACGAGUGAAAUUCGCGUGUGUCCGUUUCUCGGCGUGACGUACGGUUUUGUUUCUCAACCCUGAACUCGCAAGAAAAAUAGAGUGCUGGCGCGUGGUCAGAUCGUGGAGUAGAUGCCGAGGCACAGUUGACGUUUUGCAAAGAUGCAUCGAUGCUCCAUACUGUUGCUAUGAAGCAACAGUCGGUCUGCGAGAAAGUUGAAAUUCAACCUGCUCUUCUGUCAAAAUGUGCCUAUGAAAUUUAAUUCCUGCCGUUGUUUAAUGUGUUGUUAUCUGUGAGAAUAUUAGUGUUCCAAAGAUUACUUUUGUGCAGUUGAAAUUCGAAAUCUUUUAAAAAAAUUUAAAGUUGAAAUUCAUGGCUGUAAUUUGAUACUACUUGAAAAUCAUCGCUCUCAAAUUAUAGUAGCUGAGCCUCGACGAAAGCUCAAUGAUGUUACAGCAUGUGUAAAGCGUGAAAACUUACAACGAUAAUCUUUUAGCCGUCGUCGCUCGCAGUACCUCAAGCUUUCAGCAAUUACAGCACCCAGCGACAUAAUGGCCGAAAAUCUAUCGGACAAAGAUGCGAUCCGGAAUUCGCAAACUUCGAACGUUACUCGAAGGAGUGUGACCUCUCGAAGAGAUGUCCUUAGAGCAGGACAUUUGGAGUCAUCGGUUCACGUGAAAUCCAUAAAAAGUACUGUGGCGAGCGCUGCUGUGGAAAUGCAAGCGAUUGUUAAAGAACUUAUAGAAACCGAAGUCGAAUUUGGGCGUGACAUAAAUUUGGUUGUGGAACGCUACGUCAAGCCACUCGACAAUCCAAAUGUUCCUGCUGCAGUAAGGGAUAACAAACAAACAAUUUUUACAAAUUUUCAACAAAUAGCCGAUUUUCAUAAUACGGUUUUGAUCGAGGGUGUUAAGUAUUAUGCUGACCAACCGAAUUUGUUAGGAAAAACGUUUUUACGAUUGGAAAGGGACUUUGAUAAACAUGUAGCUUAUUGUAGAGAUGAAGUUGUAGCUCAAGAAUUAUUGAAGAACAACAAAGUGAUUAGCGAGUAUUUUGAGGAUCUAAGUAAUAAACUAGGAGAUGAUAAGAGUAUAUCCGAGCACCUGAAACUACCUAUACAAAGAAUCAACGACUAUCAGCUUCUAUUAAAGGAACUAGUUAAACAUUCGAUUUCUUUAAAAGAGGACAGUCAUGAUUUGCAGAAGGCUUUGGAAUUGAUGCUUGAAAUUCCUCACCGAGCUUCUGAUGUUAAAUUUAUAAGUAGCAUUGAAGGAUAUAGUGGUAAUAUCCACAAACUUGGUAGAUUAUUAGCUCACGAAUGGUUUACAGUAACUGAUAAAGAAGGCAAAGCAAAAGAAAGAUAUCUAUUUCUUUUUAAAUCUCGUAUCCUUAUUUGUAAAGUACGACGUAUAUCGGAAGACAGAUCUGUUUUUCUAUUAAAGGAUACACUCAAAGUACCCGACGUUAAAGCUAUAGACGCGCCCGAUGACAAAUUCGCGUGGAAAUUGAUCAUCUCAGACGACACGAAUACGAAAGAAAAGCAACAGACGCUAUCGUUGACUGCGCACAAAGAAGACGUCAAGUCAUUUUGGAUCGGUGAAAUCGGCAAAAUUGAAGAUAUUUCGGUGGUUGAUGCUGCUGCUGCCAGUCUCGUGAAAACUAGCAACGCCAUGUCCCACUCUGACAGUCGACUUGUCGAGGGGGCCAAAAUAGUCGAAGAAAUGUCUUUCGCGGCUUCGUCGAGCAGUAAAAUUGGAACUGAAAUAUCGUCUUCCUACAUGAUGAGUUCGAAGACGCAAGAAUUCAUGGCUAGUAAAACUACCAUCGAAACGAGUAGGUCAGAGCUGAGAAUGGAAAGCUCCAGCUCUCAGAUGGAGUUGCAGUCUGGCGAAAACGGCAAACCACAGUUUGAAAAAACGAUCGAAGGUUGCCAAGUCGAACCUGGCGAGUGUGCCGCAUUCGAAUGCGUUUUGAAGCCCAAUCAAAGCCCAACGAGCAUCUUAUGGCUCAAGGACAACAAACCGAUGAACGACAAACUUGCCGACCGCGUAAAGACCCAAGCCGAUGGUCGUACCUUCAAGCUGGAGGUUGACAAUGUCAUGGAAUCGGAUUCCGGCAUUUACAUCGCGAGAGCUGCAAACGAGCACGGUCAAGCUACCUGCACCGCCCAACUCUAUGUUCACGAGCUGAGCCUCGAAGAGAAGAAAGCUAGAGCGGAUGCUAAUUCGCCGACUUUCCUCGUUCGCUUGAAGAAUACUGAGAUAUUGGAAAACACUUAUCUACGUUUCAUGAUCAAAGUAAAGGGUGACCCCAAUCCUGAGCUCAAAUUCUACAAAGACGACGAGUUGAUUGAGCCGAGCAACGAGCGCGUAAAAAUCUUUUCCGACAAAGCGGAACAUGGCUUUUACGAGAUCGUCAUACCCAAUGUUCAGCAAAAAGACGCCGGCAAGUAUACUUGCAAAGCCAUCAAUCGUUUUGGCGAGGCUUCGAGCGAGGCUACAGUCACUGUGACCGACGAAAAAGUCAUCUUCGCGGGAUUACCCGAGGGCUCCUACGAAUUGGGCACCGAUCCUAAGUUCAUUUGGACCCGAGAUGGAGUGCCCUUCGAUCCGGAGGAGAGAUUCAAGGUCCUCUUCAAAGACAGCGAGGAUACCCUUGCGCUCGUUUUUCAACACGUCAAGCCGGAAGACGCCGGUUUGUACACGUGUGUGGCCCAGACCAGUACCGGCAAUAUCAGUUGCAGUGCCGAGCUGACCGUUCAGGGAACGGUGAAUCAGUUGCUAAAAGAACCAGCCAAGCCGACAUUAGAGACGGAAUCAAAAACAUCGGAAGUCAGCACAGGAGGAUCUGCUAUGUUGGAUCUUCAGGUAAAAGGUUUUCCAAAGCCAAACAUCAAGUGGACAAAGAAUGGACAAGAGAUACUGGCUGGCGGCAGGAUAAAGUAUCUUUGGGAGGACGAAGAGUCUCUGUCGUUGGUCAUCAAAAACGUUACGGUCGAAGACGCCGGCAUUUACAAGAUUUACGCCAAGAACGAGCUGGGCGAGGAUAACACUCAAAUAGAGUUGAUCGUUAAAUCUGCGCCCAAAAUCAUUAAGCGUAUGAGCGAUAUGUCGGUACUUCGGGGCGAAACCGUCAAUAUGGCGGUGCAGAUUCAAGGCUCCCCUGCACCCAACGUCAGAUGGUACAAAAACAAUCAGCCUAUAGAAAAAUCGAGUAGAAUCAAGUUCGGCGUCGAGGGCAAAGACACCUAUACGUUGACCAUCAGCGACGCUUGUUUGGACGACGUUGCCUCCUAUUCGAUCGUAGCUAAGAAUGAAAUCAAUGAAACGUCGCAAUUCUGGAAGUUGUCGGUGAAUUAUCCACCGAAAAUAACGACUCCUUUGAAAGAUUUCCAACUGAUUGAAGAAGGAGAUAGCUUAACUUUGAGCAUCGAGAUACAGUCGGACUUUGAGCCUACUGUGACUUGGAAAAAGGACAAAAAGAUCGUCGAGGCAGACGACCGCGUGACUUUGCUGCAAGACGGAAACAAGUACUCUUUGCAAAUCAGCAAGGCAAUCGAUACCGAUACAGCCUCUUAUACGGUCGAAGUGAAAAAUAAGGACGGUAAAGUCAGCAGCACUGGCGCGAUUCAAGUCCGUUCAGCUCCGCUAUUCCGUAAAAAGUUGGAAAAUAUCGUUGCCACGGAACUGCAAGCGAAUAUUGAAUUGGUCACGCAAAUCGAAAGUUUUUCAAAGCCCGAAAUCGCGUGGUUCUACCAAGCUAAGCAAAUCACCGAGGAAAGCAAAGAAUACACCAUGGUCGAAGAUGGCAAUAAUUACAAGUUGAUCAUUAAAGCGGCAAAAGUUGAAAAUGCCGGAAAAUAUACGUGCAAGGCUAAAAACGAAAUUGGAGAGAGCAAUACCUCGGCAUCGUUGGUCGUUCAUUACAGACCAAAACUGAUUAAGAAAUUGUCCGAUCAGAAGGUCAAAGAAGGCGACACGAUGAAGUUGUCUGUUCAAGUGUCUGCCGUACCGGAACCAGAAGUCAAGUGGUACAAGGACGGUCAAGAGGUAGUAGCGGAUACGGAUGCUCGAAUCAAGAUUACCAGGGACAGCAAGAGAAUUGAAAAUUACGAUUUAACUUUGAAUUUGCUAAAAGGAACUGACGGUGGUGUCUAUGAAGUACGCGCCUCCAACGAAUUAGGAUUCGUCAGUAGUAAGAGCAAAGUCAUCGUUCUGACGCAUACCGAAGAUUCCGAGAUCGACAGUGCCAAAAAAGUUGAGGAAGUCCCGCAACAGGAACCUAAAAAAGCAGAACCUGAGUCAUCUCCGGUUAUCAUCAGCUCGAACUUGGAGGAUCGAGACAUUUACGAAACGCAAAGUACAGAUUUCGAAAUCAAUGCUACAGGUCUGCCUAGACCAGAUGCGAAAUGGUAUAAGGAUGGAGAACCUCUGAGAACUUCAAAAACAGUGCAGUACUCUAACGUAGGGGAAAUAUUUACUUUGACCUUCACAAAAGCUAUCGAGGCAGAUUCAGGAUUGUACAGCUGCAUAUUCACAAAUAAACUGGGAGAAAAAAUGGUCGAAGGCUUUUUGAACGUCGAGCCGGUUGACGAGCUCAGAAGACCAAAGAUAAUUGAACCCCUGAAAGACGCCGACACCGACGAGGGAACGACCGGAGUAUUCAAGGCCGUAGUUACUGGCGAUCCAGUUCCUGACGCUGAAUGGUAUUUCAAAGACAAGCUCAUCGACUCCGAGUUCAAGAGACACACCGCUAAAGUUGAAAGCGAGCAGAUCGAAGACGCACUGAAACGAUGCACUUACACUCUAGAAAUUGCCGAGUGUAAUCCCGAAGACGUUGGAAAUUACACGCUGAAAGUCACCAACAGCUAUGGAGAAGCAUCGUGCAACGCUGACUUGGACUUGCGCAUCGUGCCGAUCUUCGAAGAAUUCAAAGAUCUAACGGCUCCAGUAGGCGAGCCUCUGGUUUGGGAGGCAACUAUCAAGGCAAAUCCAAAGCCCAAAAUCACCUGGACGUACGAUGGAGUGGACGUUACCGAGAACGCAAGAUUUUCCACCGAAGAAGAUUACAAGAAGAAGAAGUACCAGCUGAAGAUCAAGGAAGUGGAAAUCAAAGACAGCGGACACUAUACGAUCAUAGCGUCCAAUGAAAUGGGCGAAUCUAGCCAAAAGGCACAUCUCAAAACGUUCGUUGAAGCGCCAGAGUUUACGAAAUUGUUGAAGAACUUUGAAUCCGUUCGAGAUCAGAACAAUUACGAUGCCGAAGUGCGAGUGACCGGCUAUCCUCGACCGACAAUGACGUGGAUGAAAAACGGCGUGGAAAUCAAGGACGACAUGAGAAACACGAUCGUGACGAGCGUCGAAGGGCCGGAGGUCGUGAGCAAGUGGAGCAUCGAGCACUUUGGCGAGUCCGACGCCGGCAAUUACUCGUGCCAAGCGUCGAACAUGGCCGGCUCCGUGGAGACCAAGUGCGAGCUCAGCUUGACUCGUUUCCCACCCAAGUUCUUCCAGAGCCUGCCACCCUCUCUGGAUCUCGAUCAGGAGGAGCCGCUCGAGUUGUUCGCCAAGUGCGACGGCAGCCCCAUACCCACGGUCGCUUGGUACAAAGACGGCGAGCUCAUCGUGCCCGAUGACCACGUGAAGAUCGAGGUGUUGCCCGACGGGACGAUGCGCUUGUCGAUCGAACACGUCAAGCCGACCGAUUCGGGUGCUUACAAAGUCGUGGCUUCCAAUACCGGCGGAGACAAUCCGUCGCAGUGUUCCGUAGCUGUAAAACCCAAGUCGAGAAAGCCGUACUUGAAGAAGCCUCUGGGCGACGUAAAAGCGGUCGUCGGAGAGCCUCUGAAAUUCGAGGUGCAAGUCGUAGCUUUCCCCAAUCCACAGGUGCAAUGGUUCAAGAACGACCUUCCACUGAGACCAUCGAAGGACAUCUACUUCAGCAACGAUCCGAAUGGUUUGCUCGGUCUAUCGAUCGAUAAGCUACGCUUGGAAGACGCCGGAGUUUACUCGGUCGUGGUGUCCAACGAUUUGGGAGAAACCGUUUCCGCUGCUACGGUCUCGGUCGAAGAGAACGAGAAGAAGCCCGAGUUCGCGGCGACUUUGCAACCGAUGAAGGUGGUCGAAGGAUUCCCGGCCAAGUUCCAAGUGAAAACCCUGGGCGUGCCACCUCCGAGUUUGUCCUGGAUGCACAACGGAAAAGAGAUCGUUCCGGACGGCGAACACAUUAAAAUCGUCGACUUGCCCGACAACGGUCAAGCUUUGUUGAUCGACCGCGUGGGCGCCGAGGACGUCGGCGAGUUCGAGGUCGUCGCCAAGAACAGCCAAGGAGACCAGUCGUGCAAAGCCAAGCUCGAGAUCGUCGAUAAAUCUCGCGCCGAUGGACCCGAGGAGAAGCCCCAACUGCUCUCUACCUUGCAGGACGUCAACGUCGAGGAGGGCGAGCCCCUUAAACUGGAACUUUUGUACAGCGGAAACCCGGUGCCCGAGAUCAACUGGACGAAGGACGACCAGCCGCUGGCCAACUCCGACAACUGCAUCCUGAGCUGCGACGAGAAGAAGAUAAGCUUGGAGAUCAAUCCUUGCAGUCCAGCGGACGCGGGCGUCUACAGCUGCGAAGUGCGCAAUCCUCUCGGAGCGGACAAGAGCAGCGCCGAGGCGACCGUGCGCAAGAUCUAUCAGGCGCCGGUGUUCAUGCAGAAGUUCACGGAUCUCCAGCAAGCGCUGGGCAACGACGCGAAAUUCGUCGCUCGAGUCAGUGGCAAGCCGAUUCCGGAGAUAAGCUGGUACUUCAACGACAAGCUCAUCAUUCCCGACGGCAACAAGUACAAAGUGAAGCGCGACGGCGAGACCUACUACUUGUACGUGAAGAAUUGCUCCUACGACGACAACGGCAGCUACAGGUGUCGCGCCAGCAACAAGGAGGGUAAAGCCGACUGCGAAGCCACUUUGAAGGUCGUCGAGCUAUUAUCAGACAAGAAGCAAAAGGUGGAGGCGCCAUCGUUCCUGAAACGCGUCGGAGAUUGCGAAGUUUACAAAGGCAUGACGGCCAAAUUUACCGCCUGUAUCACUGGCUAUCCGGAGCCCGAGUUCGAGUGGUAUCGCGACGAUACGAAACUCUGGCCCACCGAUCGCAUCCUCAUCGAAGACGAAGGCGCCGGCUUGGUCAGACUCUCGAUUUACCACGUCGACGAAGACGACGCAGCCAAGUAUACGUUAAAAAUAUUCAAUCCUUACGGAGAGGCCAAGUCCACCGGAGAGAUGCUCUUCGAGACUCUGGAGCCCCGUUCCAAGAGGCUCGUGGAUCAGUACGCCGAGUACGACAAGUAUCGGAAAUCCGGCCUGCCCAUGCCACUGGCCGAGCGGCCCAUAAUCAGCCGCAUGAUGGACCGACAUCUGACGCUGUCCUGGAAGCCGUCGAUCCCGUCGAUGCCCCGGCUGCCCGUCACCUACCAGGUCGAGAUGUGCGAGCUGCCCGAGGGCGACUGGUUCACCGCUCGCAGCGGCAUACGCGGCUGCGUCUGCGACAUUCGCAAUCUCAUACCCUUCCACGACUACAAGUUCCGCGUGCGAGUCGAGAACAAGUACGGCACGAGCGAGCCCUCGCCCUUCGCCCAGACCUAUCGGGCCAAGCUCGAACCGGAGCCGCCCAAGUUCUAUCCGUACCUGCCGCCGGGCAUCGAUUUUCGCCCCGAGACCAGUCCCUACUUUCCCAAGGACUUUGACAUCGAGAGGCCGCCGCACGACAAUUACGCCCAGGCGCCGAGGUUCUUGCGCCAGGAGUGCGACACCCAGUACGGCGUGAAGAAUCAGAACUCCAAGCUGUUCUGGUUCGUCUACGGCUAUCCCAAGCCCAAGAUGAAGUACUACUUCAACGGCCAGCUGAUCGAGUCCGGCGGACGAUACGAUUACACGUACACGCGAAACGGCCAGGCGACCCUCUUCAUCAACAAGAUGCUGGAGCGCGACGUCGGCGAGUACGAGGCCGUGGCCACCAACGAGCACGGCGAGGCCAGGCAAAGGGUCCGACUCGAGAUCGCCGAGUAUCCGAGAUUCAUCACUCGGCCCGAGGUCGUCUACGCCAUGGUCAGGAAGAACGCCAAGAUCGAGGCCAGGGUCACGGGGGUGCCGUACCCGGAGCUCAAGUGGUACAAGGACUGGAAGCCUCUGGCUCCGUCGACGAGAAUAAAGAUCCAAUUCGUCGAGCCGGACCUCUCGAUUUUGACGAUCGAAGACGUCAUCAUGAAAGACGCGGGUCUCUACUCGCUGUCGGCCAUCAACGUGGCCGGCUGCGCGUCCAGCUCGGCCAUGCUACACGUCGACGAGAACGAGGCCGAGUGGCGUUACAAGAACUACUCGACCAAGGACGACAUCAAAGCUCGGCCGAGACCUCUGAUCGAGGACUACGAUCUGGGCGACGAGUUGGGCCGCGGCACCCAAGGCGUGACUUAUCACUGCGCCGAGCGAGCCACCGGCAAAAACUACGCCGCCAAGAUCAUGCAGGGUCAAUCGGAGCUCAGGAACUUGAUGUUGAACGAGCUCGAGGCGAUGAAUAGCUUGAACCAUCGCAAACUGCUGCGUCUGCACGAUGCCUUCGAGACCGAUCGAUCCUUCACCCUCGUCAUGGAGCUUGCCGGAGGCAACGAACUCGUGGAUAAUAUCACGAAAAAACCAUUCUACACCGAGAGGGACGUUGCAUUUUACGUUCGUCAAAUUGUUGAGGGUCUCGAUUACAUGCACCGUAACGGAUGGGCUCAUCUUGGACUGACUUUGAGCGAUUUAUUGAUAUCCCACCCCGGAGGAGACGACUUGAAAAUCGGAGACUUUGGUUUGGCACGAAGAAUCGUGAGGAACAAGCUGAUGACUCUGAUGUACGGCAUGCCCGAAUUCGUUCCGCCCGAGGUGCCGAACGGCGAGGGCGUCGACUACGGCAUGGACAUGUGGAGUACGGGAAUCAUCACGUACAUCCUCCUCUCGGGCAUAUCGCCGUUCCGAGGCAUCAACGAUCGGGAAACCCUCACAAAGAUCAAAGAGGGCAAGUGGAAUUUCGAGGACGAGUCGUGGACCGGCAUCUCCGACGACGCCAAAGACUUCAUCCGUAAGCUGCUGGAGUACCAAUCGGAGAGGCGCAUGGACUCGGAAACGGCCCUGCGUCAUCCUUGGCUCAACUACGGAGACGGUGCCCACCUCGAGGGCCGCAAGAUACCCUCGGAAAAUCUCAAGAACUACUACAUACACUACCGCGACUGGUACAAGAACGCCUCGUGCAGGACCUGGUACCGUAGACGUCGUCUGAGCAGUGCCUUCGAGCAUCCCUCGAAGAUGGUCUAUCCGCCGGGACACAGAUACACGCCCGAGAGGAGCCCCGAGCGCAUCUACGUGCCCGAGAAGAAGACGCUGCCUCUGAGCACGUGGGAGGAUCGCACGCCCUCGAGGGAGCCCAUCGAUACGGAAAUAGGAAUAAUUAAGAGCGAAAGCCAUUAUCAAAACGGACCUGACACGUAUCUGCUGCAGUUGAGGGACACCGAUUUCCCGGUGAGAUUGCGCGAGUACAUGAAAGUAGCCAACAGACGAGGCACCGGUUGCCCGAGGACUUUCUCCGACGAAGCUUACGACUGGAGGACGCCGGUGAUUCGAGAGAGACGACGAUUCACGGACGUCAUGGACGAGGAGAUCGACGACGAGCGACGACAACGCAUCAACCAGUACGGCAACAUCGAGACGGCCGGGGGAAUACGUCGGUUGCGGCACGAGCUCGGCACGCGCCUCGACAGCUACAUCGAGGCCGAGGCCCUGCUGGAGAACAAGCACGCGAGCGGCCAGCCGCCGUUCCUGCGCGAGAAGCCCCAGCACCGACCGGUCCAGGAGGGCGAGGCCGCCCAGCUCUCGUGUCUGGCCGUCGGCGAUCCCAAGCCCCUCGUCCAGUGGUUCAAGAACGACUGCCUCGUGCAGGAGAGCAAGCGGCUGCGCAUCGAGGAGGACGCCGAGGGCCGCUCCAUACUGGCCAUCGAUCCGAUCCACGAGCACGACAUCGGCCUCUACAAGGUCGUCGCCAGGAACAAGCACGGCCAGACCGUGGCCAGGGCGAGGCUCAUCUGCGCCACGACCCCGAGCACGCCCGACGCUCCCGACUCCGCGGACGUCUCCGACAGCGAGAUCCUGCUGCGCUGGAAACAGCCCAAGUUCGACGGCCACUCGCCGGUCCUCUGCUACUCGCUGCAGUACAGGAAGGGCGACGCCUUCGAGUGGCUCGACCUCGGCCAGAACAUCAACCACGAGUUCUUCCUGGUGCACGAUCUGCUGCCCAAUACUAGUUAUAAUUUCCGCAUAGCCGCCAGAAAUCGUCUGGGCUGGAGUCAGUUCAGCGUCACGUCGCGCCUCAUAAAGACCCGAGCUACUCAGGAGGAGGUGCCCAAGAUCCAACUGACCAAGGCCAUGAAGCUCCAGCAGCAGCUCAUGGAGUCCGGUCAGCCAAUCCCGGACGAGGAGCCGCGAGUCAAGCUGGAUUACGCUUUGGAGCUGGCCAAUCCCGUCUGGGACACUCAGACAAACAUCUUUGACAAGUACAAUUUCGUCUCGGAAAUCAGUCGAGGACAGUUCUCGGUCGUGGCAAAAGCCAUUGAACGGCCCAACGGCGCGAUCGUGGCUGCCAAGAUUUUCCAAGUCAAUUCGGAAACCGAACAAUCGGUCAAAGACGAGUUCGAGAUCCUGGCCAAAUUGAGACACGAAAGGAUAGCGGUACUCGAGUCAGCCUACAACCUCCACGACAAAUCGAUGGCCAUAUUCAUAAUGGAGAGACUGCAGGGCGCGGAUGUGCUGACCUAUCUGUCGAGCCGGCACGAGUACUCGGAAAAUUGCGUCGCCAAUAUAAUCACGCAGGUGCUCGACGCUGUGCAGUAUCUGCACUGGCGCGGAAUCUGCCAUUUGAACAUUCAGCCGGACAACGUGGUCAUGGCCUCCUUGAGAUCGAUUCACGUGAAGCUCGUGGACUUUGGCUCGGCGCGCAAAGUCUCCAAGUACGGAACACAGGUGCCAAAGGCACAGGUGCAUCCGGAAUACAUCUCGCCCGAGGUCCUCAACGACGAACCCGCGUAUCCGCAAUCGGACAUAUGGCAGGUUGGAGUCUUGGCUUACGUACUUCUAUCGGGAGUAGCGCCUUUCCAGGGGGAAAACGCUACGGAAACUAGGCAGAAUAUCUUGUUCGUGAGGUACCGUUUCGAGUACCUCUACAAAGAGCUCACUCAGGAGGCUACCCGCUUUUUCAUGCUGGUUUUCAAACGCUGCCCGAGCAAACGGCCGACCGCCGAAGAGUGUCACGAUCACAGAUGGCUCAUGCCGUCGGAUUACAUGCUGAGGAAACGAGAACGCUCGAUAUUCCUUGGAAAUCGCUUGAAGGAAUACAACGAGGCAUAUCACGCACAAAAGAGCGAAAAGGCGAUACAGAGCGAUUUUCCAUACAACGCGCUUGGAGCACCGCAAAAGCUCGCUCGAUCAACCAGCAUAGUAGAUGAAUUACUCACGACAUUCUAAUACUUUCAUACGAAUCAUACAAUUCAUUAUAUCUGCUCGAUUCAGCUUUUUUCAAUUUCAAAUUUCAACUUUGCAACAUUUUAUCAAUUCAUCGCUCAAACUUUGUCAUUUUUCAUGUAGAACAUACAAGUAUGCCAUAAGUUGCAAAAUGCCUUCAUAAUAAAGUUUUAAUUUAUUCCAAUGGAAUAUUGCAAUUCAUGUACCAUUUAUAAUGUGCUGUGUAAAAUUCAAAUACGAUUUUUUUGACUGUAAAUAUAAAAAAAAUGUAAAAGAUAAUAACCAGUAUUUGGACCGCAAUGAUCGAAAUUAUGGAAAAAAAAUUUAGAAAGAAUUAAUCUAAUGAAAAAAUUACAACGUAA
This is a messenger RNA of Trichogramma pretiosum, 12149 nucleotides long. It is a transcript of the gene Obsc, whose product is annotated as obscurin. Bases 817 to 11790 code for a protein of 3657 amino acids. Gene Ontology annotation, biological process: protein phosphorylation. Gene Ontology annotation, molecular function: guanyl-nucleotide exchange factor activity; protein binding; ATP binding. The record is from RefSeq and is a predicted model, not a curated record. Lineage: Eukaryota; Metazoa; Arthropoda; Insecta; Hymenoptera; Trichogrammatidae. The transcript is spliced from 30 exons.